This is a messenger RNA of Mangifera indica (mango), 695 nucleotides long. RefSeq lists its product as uncharacterized. Lineage: Eukaryota; Viridiplantae; Streptophyta; Magnoliopsida; Sapindales; Anacardiaceae. Bases 60 to 638 code for a protein of 192 amino acids. The transcript is spliced from 2 exons. The record is from RefSeq and is a predicted model, not a curated record.
CACUUUGACUGAUUUCCCAGGAUGCAUUCCCCAGCUUGGAAGAACUAGAAUUAUGUGAAAUGCCUGAGCUAUCGCAUCUGUGGAAAGGAAAUUUUCAGCCUUGCAAUGCUUUUCAAAAUCUAAAGACUCUGAAAGUGUCAGAAUGUGGCAGUUUAGAAAAUUCAUUGUCCCCAUCGGUGUCUUUCCAGAAUUUAGAAAGUCUGCAGGUAUCAAAGUGUGAUGGAUUGAGAUAUUUACUAACCCCCUCAAAAGCCAAAACUCUGGAUCGACUUACAGGAAUGAAUGUAUCUGAUUGCAAAAUGAUGGAGGAAAUUAUAACACAUUUGGGAGGUGAAGUAAUAGAGAAUUCAAUCAUUUUCAGCAAAUUGGAUCAUUUGGAACUUCACUGUUUGGGCAGCCUUAGAAGCUUCUGUUGUGGGGAUUAUACUGAGGAAUUCCCAUCCUUGAAAAAAGUAGUAGUCAGAAAGUGCUUGGAGAUGGAGACUUUUUGUCAUGGAGUUUUAAGCACACCAAAGCUCCAAAGACUACAGUUUACAGAAGGAGAGGAUAAAGUUGAAGAAUGUUGGGAAGGCAACCUUAAUUCCACCAUACAAUAUUUAUUCAAAAAAAUGAAUGUGCGACGCCCCAAAGAAGAUUGAGGUCAUUCCUUCAACUAGUCUGUGAUAGGGGAGGAACUCCUAUCGUAUAUAUAUAAA